AUGAUAGAUUUCUUAAAAGAUCGCAAACAGAGAGUAACAGUUGAUGGCAUCACAACUGAGUUCUUGAAAAUUAAUCGUGGCGUGCCUCAGGGGACUGUUCUAGGCCCAAUACUAUUUUCAAUAAUGGUAAAUGACAUUAAACCAGUCAAUCCAAUCAAUGAACUCUGUAAAUUCGAUGAUGAUAUAACAAUAGAAGCCUCGGGCUAUGAUGAGGAUGAUACAGGUGCUGAAGAGGUAGAAAAUACAAUCGUGCUGAAUAUGAACAAAACAUACGAAAUGAUUGUUUGUGGGAGAACAUCUAUACCUCUACCCAGUUGCAUUCCGUCCAUCAAACGGAAAACAUAG
Paramuricea clavata is the source of this 345-nucleotide messenger RNA. The record is from the annotation of a GenBank genome assembly. Lineage: Eukaryota; Metazoa; Cnidaria; Anthozoa; Malacalcyonacea; Plexauridae.